AGGAAUUCAAUGACACUUGCUGGGAGAAUGACUUCCAUCAAUGACACCCACUUCCAUCCCCCCUUGUUUCACCUGCUAGGAAUCCCAGGACUGGAAACUGUACAUAUCUGGAUUGCUUUCCCAUUCUGCAUUGUGUACCUGAUUGCCCUUGUGGGGAACAUCACCAUUCUCUUUGUGAUCAAGACUGAACACAGUCUCCACCAGCCCAUGUUCUACUUCCUGGCCAUGUUGUCUAUGAUCGAUCUGGGUCUGUCCACGUCCACCAUCCCCAAAAUGCUGGGCAUCUUCUGGUUCAACCAACAGGAGAUCAGCUUUGGGGGCUGCCUUGCCCAGAUGUUCUUUAUCCACAUGUUCACAGGAAUGGAGACUGUUCUCCUGGUGGCCAUGGCUUAUGACCGCUUUGUUGCCAUCUGCAACCCUCUCCAGUACACCAUGAUCCUCACCAAUAAAACCAUCAGCAUCCUAGCUUCUCUUGUUGUUGGAAGAAAUUUAAUUCUUGUGACUCCAUUCGUGUUUCUCAUUCUGAGGUUGCCCUUCUGUGGGCAUCACAUCAUCCCUCAUACGUACUGUGAGCACAUGGGUCUUGCCCGGUUGGCCUGUGCACCCAUCAAGGUCAACAUUAUCUAUGGGCUCAUGGUGAUUUCUAAUAUCAUUGUGGAUGUGAUCCUGAUUGCCUCCUCCUAUGUGCUUAUCCUUCGAGCUGUUUUCCGCCUUCCUUCUCAGGAUGCCCGGCUAAAGGCUCUCAAUACCUGUGGUUCUCAUGUCUGUGUCAUGCUGUGCUUUUACACGCCAGCUUUUUUUUCUUUUAUGACACACCGUUUUGGCAGAAACAUUCCCCGCUAUAUCCACAUUCUUCUGGCUAAUCUUUAUGUGGUUGUCCCACCGGCCCUUAAUCCGGUCAUCUAUGGAGUCAGGACCAAACACAUCCGAGAGAGAGUUGUGAAGAUAUUUGUACAGAAAUAA
This is a messenger RNA of Prionailurus viverrinus (fishing cat), 963 nucleotides long. RefSeq names its product olfactory receptor 52E4. NCBI's taxonomy places the organism in Eukaryota, Metazoa, Chordata, Mammalia, Carnivora, Felidae. The record is from RefSeq and is a predicted model, not a curated record. Gene Ontology annotation, molecular function: G protein-coupled receptor activity; olfactory receptor activity. Gene Ontology annotation, biological process: G protein-coupled receptor signaling pathway. The transcript has a single exon. Bases 10 to 963 code for a protein of 317 amino acids. Gene Ontology annotation, cellular component: membrane.